AUGGAGAAGAGGGCCCUGGAGCAGAGCAGGGCCGCUGUGGUGACCAUGAUUGCCUGUGGGAUUGCCUGGCUUUGGCCUUCUGCAUUGGAGCGUCACAUUUCCCACAUGGAGGCUGACGGAGCCAGUGCGGCUGGACGGAAAAGCACGGCGAGCAGGGAGCGCUUGAAGCGCAGCCAGAAGAGCGCCAAGGUGGAGGGGCCGGAGCCCGUGCCGGCCGAGGCCUCGCUGAGUGCCGAGCAGGGAACGAUGACGGAGGUGAAGGUGAAGACAGAGGUGCCCGACGACUACAUCCAGGAGGUGAUCUGGCAGGGCGAGGCCAAGGAGGAGAGCAAGGUGGUCAGCAAGGAUGGGACCGGCGACGUUCCCGCCGAGAUCUGCGUGGUGAUCGGCGGCGUCCGCAACCAGCAGACCCUCGGGUCCUAUGAGUGUGGAAUCUGUGGCAAGAAGUACAAGUAUUACAACUGUUUCCAGACCCACGUACGCGCACACCGAGGUGAGGAGACCCCAGGAGGAGAGGGGGCGUCCCCCACAGACAAUUUCAGGUACACGUGCGACAUCUGCGGCAAGAAGUACAAGUACUACAGCUGCUUCCAAGAGCACCGAGACCUGCACGCCGUGGAUGUGUUUAGUGUGGAAGGGGCCCCCGAGAAUCGGGCAGACCCCUUCGACCAAGGCGUCGUGGCCGCUGAAGAGGUGAAGGAGGAACCCCCGGAACCAUUCCAGAAAAUCGGGCCAAAAACCGGCAAUUACACCUGUGAAUUCUGCGGGAAGCAGUACAAGUACUACACACCCUACCAGGAGCACGUGGCCUUACACGCCCCCAUCAGUACCGCCCCCGGGUGGGAGCCGCCGGACGAUCCAGACACGGGCUCUGAGUGUUCACAUCCAGAGGUCUCCCCGUCUCCACGCUUCGUGGCCGCGAAGACCCAGACGAACCAGUCGGGGAAAAAAGCUUCGGCCUCCGUGGUCCGAUGCUCCACCCUCUUACACCGCACCCCUCCAGCCACCCAAACCCAGACGUUCCGCACUCCAAAUUCAGGAUCUCCAGCCAACAAGGCAACCUCAGAAAGCGCUUUCAGUCGGAGAGUAGAGAGCAAAGCACAAAACCACUUUGAAGAGACGAACAGCAGUUCCCAAAACUCCAGCGAACCCUACACGUGUGGCGCCUGUGGGAUCCAGUUCCAGUUCUACAACAACCUGCUGGAGCACAUGCAGUCCCAUGCGGCGGACAACGAGAACAACAUCACCUCUAACCAGUCCCGAUCGCCACCUGCUGUUGUGGAAGAGAAGUGGAAACCCCAGGCCCAGAGGAACAGCGCCAACAACACCACGGCCAGCGGUUUAACAUCCAACAGCAUCAUCCCUGAGAAGGAGCGGCAGAACAUCGCAGAGCGGCUGCUGCGGGUCAUGUGCGCUGACCUGGGAGCGCUGAGCGUGGUGAGUGGGAAGGAGUUCCUGAAACUGGCCCAGACGCUGGUGGACAGUGGCGCCCGCUACGGGGCUUUCUCCGUCACCGAGAUCCUGGGCAACUUCAACACGCUGGCGCUGAAGCACCUGCCGCGCAUGUAUAACCAGGUGAAGGUGAAGGUGACGUGUGCCUUGGGCAGCAACGCCUGCCUGGGCAUCGGCGUCACCUGUCACUCGCAGAGCGUGGGCCCCGACUCCUGCUACAUCCUCACUGCCUACCAGGCCGAGGGCAACCACAUCAAGAGCUACGUGCUGGGCGUGAAGGGAGCGGACAUCCGUGACAGCGGCGACCUGGUGCACCACUGGGUGCAGAACGUGCUGUCAGAGUUCGUGAUGUCGGAGAUCAGGACAGUGUACGUGACGGACUGCCGGGUGAGCGCGUCCGCCUUCUCCAAGGCCGGCAUGUGCCUCCGCUGCUCCGCCUGUGCCUUGAACUCGGUGGUGCAGAGCGUGCUGAGCAAGCGGACGCUGCAGGCCCGCAGCAUGCACGAGGUCAUCGAGCUGCUCAACGUGUGCGAGGACCUGGCGGGCUCCACCGGCCUCGCCAAGGAGACCUUCGGGUCGCUGGAGGAGACCUCGCCGCCGCCCUGCUGGAACUCGGUCACGGACUCGCUGCUGCUGGUGCACGAGCGCUACGAGCAGAUCUGCGAGUUCUACAGCCGGGCCAAGAAGAUGAACCUCAUCCAGAGCCUCAACAAGCACCUGCUCAGCAACCUGGCAGCCAUCCUGACGCCGGUGAAGCAAGCGGUCAUCGAGCUGAGCAACGAGAGCCAGCCCACCCUGCAGCUGGUGCUGCCCACCUACGUCCGGCUGGAGAAGCUGUUCACGGCCAAGGCCAACGACGCGGGCACGGUCAGCAAGCUGUGCCACCUCUUCCUGGAAGCCCUCAAGGAGAACUUCAAGGUGCACCCGGCGCAUAAGGUGGCCAUGAUCCUGGACCCACAGCAGAAGCUGCGGCCGGUCCCGCCGUAUCAGCACGAGGAAAUCAUCGGCAAGGUGUGCGAGCUCAUCAACGAGGUCAAGGAGUCCUGGACGGAGGAGGCCGACUUCGAGCCCGCCGCCAAGAAGCCUCGCUCCGCCGCCGGCGAGAACCCCGCCGCUCAGGAAGACGAUCGGCUGGGCAAGAACGAGGUGUACGAUUACCUGCAGGAGCCCCUCUUCCAGGCCACCCCCGAUCUCUUCCAGUACUGGUCGUGCGUGACCCAGAAGCACACGAAACUCGCCAAGCUGGCCUUCUGGCUCCUCGCGGUCCCGGCCGUGGGGGCCAGGAGUGGGUGUGUCAGUAUGUGUGAGCAGGCGCUUCUCAUCAAAAGGAGGCGACUGCUCAGCCCCGAAGAUAUGAACAAACUCAUGUUUCUGAAGUCCAACAUGCUUUAAGACUUCUACUUCCGAACAAAAGAAAAGCGAGAGGGAACGGUAGGGGAAAAAAAAUUUACACAACACUGUCGCCAACAAAGGAAAGGAGUUUAAGUUCUAAACACUGUGGACCUCAUUCUAAACGCCCCCUGGAAACUUAAGUGCUUUUUCCAGUGUGUGUGUGCAUGUGUGUGUCCCAGCACGCGGACCGUGGGUGCGGGGCACGAGGCUCUUUUGCUCAUCUGCGUGGCCGCCGUAGCUUCGCACACGCGUGCACACACAUACUACCCUGGUGCAUGUCCACGCCUGCUCGUGGGCGCGUGUGCAUUAAACUGGGCGUGUCGGGAAAGCCGAGGGUGUGGGAAAGAGGGAAAACGCUCACCUCGUUUCCUUGCCAAGGGGCUUCGAAGACUUGGUUUUCAGGUGCGCAGGUUGGUAGGACGCCGAUGUUGCAAGGUGUUCAGGCAGCUGAGAUCUGAAGUGACUUGACGCGCUCUGUCCUCAGCCCGUGGUCCCCCUUUUCCCUUCAUGCCCCCUCCCCGCAGCCCUCCUCACCCUAAGGCGCCCUCCCCGGCUGCCCCGCGAUGGAUUCUCCAAACCGCAUCAGAUGGACAGUUUCUGCACUGGACUUUGUUCUUGUUCACCUUCAGGGCAUUGAGCAGCUGCCUUCGAGACACUGCGGGUGUCACGGGGCAGCCGCCUUAGAAACACACCUAUCUAUCUCCCCAGAUCAGGAAAGGAGACUUUAAGAAUAGAAAGCUGACUUUUGGCUUUUUAAUAUAAGAAGAAGAAGAAAAAAAAAGACAUAUUUCAGAGAAGUAUAGAUACUAUCUCCACUCCUUAAUUCUCUUCCUAACAUUUUAGCCGUUUUUAUCUUUUGGUUUCGUUUUUUUUUCAAAUUUGAUUUAGACUCUGCUAGGAGGCACUGAAUGUCUAUAACUUAUGUUUUGAAGGUUGUUUGUUUUUUUUUAACUGCCAUUUUUGUUCCUCAAGUCACACUGUAAACGA
Molecule: messenger RNA, 3831 nt
Organism: Myotis lucifugus (little brown bat)
Lineage: Eukaryota; Metazoa; Chordata; Mammalia; Chiroptera; Vespertilionidae
Gene: ZNF618
Product: zinc finger protein 618
Exons: 14
Coding region: 1-2844 (947 amino acids)
Source: RefSeq, a predicted model, not a curated record